AUGAAUAAAGAAGAUAUAGUUACCUGCCAACCUAAUAAUUUACUAGUAUAUCCAGCAUUUCCAAAUAUCCGUAACGCACAGACGGGAUUCAAUGCUUUUCAAAAUAAAAAUAUAAACACUAUCAAUGGUACUCACUUAACCAAAAAAGUGACUAAAAGCACGCCAAUAAUGAAUGCUAAUAGAUCAAUGCAUCCACUAUUAUUGCCAAAUUACAAUCAAACAUCAACUAACACUAAUAUACAGUCUCCAAUAAAUACAACAACAAAUACUAUACAGAGCACUAAUAGAACAGUACCGUCUAAUAAUGUUCCAAUUACUUCUAACAAUGGUAUAUAUUGGCCAGUAAAUAAUACUAGUAACUGUCAUAUUAAUCCAGCUAUAUUUUCUAAUCCACAACCCAUAUAUCAACAAAGAUAUGUGUCUUCAAAUCCUCCACAGCUUCGAAAUAUGCCAUACUCUUCUGUUAGACCGUUUCCCACAGACACGCCAAUAAGCAUCACAAAAUCCUAUUCUAUUUUAGGUGGUGGUGACACAACAAAAAGAAGUUCUUCCUUUUCUUCACAAAAUAUAAUACAACUUCCUUAUUCGCCGUAUAAUUGUAAUGAACAGAAUAUUGUACAUGGUGCACCUGUUGUCUUUAAGCAAACUCCACUUUCUUCAAUUAGUCCCACUUUCUUCAAUAAGAGUUUCUCCCAAUCAAGGAAAAGGCAGAGAUUGGGACCAAGUUGUGACACAUGUAGGUCAAGAAAAGUCAAAUGCGAUGCCAAAAUUGAAAUUUUAUAUGAAGAUGAUAGAAUUAUAAAUGAGAUUUCACAGAAGUUGGUUAAUAUUUUAAAACCUUCUGAAGUUGAGGAGCUAUCAAAAACUGUAUUACGGUAUCAUGUGUUACCAAAAGAAUUGUUUGUCGACAAUGUAGAUAAUUCUAAUAGCAACGGUAAUCACAAUAAUGGUGCUAGAAAGCAUUACAGACUUUUAAAAUAUAUUAAUAAAAUUGUACUGUUUCAAACAUGUUCUUCAUGUCUUAAAUUGAAAAAUCAUAAGAAAAAAACAUCUUGUGCAAAUAAGUGGAGAGUGGAACAAUGUAGUUUUUCAAGAGGAUUAACCAAAAGUGACACAAACAUUUUUAAUGAAAUUCAUCGAGUGACAGGUAAAAAUCUAGAUGAAAUGACUGUUGAAGAUUUUCGAAUUGCAGGUCUUCAGGUAUCAUUUCCAAUAUAA
This is a messenger RNA of Arxiozyma heterogenica, 1218 nucleotides long. RefSeq names its product Sut2p (gene SUT2). Gene Ontology annotation, biological process: regulation of DNA-templated transcription. The transcript has a single exon. The coding region runs from base 1 to 1218 and encodes 405 amino acids. The record is from RefSeq and is a predicted model, not a curated record. NCBI's taxonomy places the organism in Eukaryota, Fungi, Ascomycota, Saccharomycetes, Saccharomycetales, Saccharomycetaceae. Gene Ontology annotation, molecular function: zinc ion binding; DNA-binding transcription factor activity, RNA polymerase II-specific.